Molecule: messenger RNA, 1599 nt
Organism: Batrachochytrium dendrobatidis JAM81
Lineage: Eukaryota; Fungi; Chytridiomycota; Chytridiomycetes; Rhizophydiales
Product: rDNA-binding RNA polymerase I transcriptional factor
Exons: 3
Biological process (GO): transcription initiation at RNA polymerase I promoter
Cellular component (GO): nucleus
Molecular function (GO): RNA polymerase I core binding; RNA polymerase I general transcription initiation factor activity
Source: RefSeq, a predicted model, not a curated record
UACUAUAAGCUGUUGAACUUGGUAGCAAAACGAUCAACUGAUUCGGAUGCAUUGACACCAGCACAACUAUGUCUUUACUUGAAAUCCUUUACCCUAAAUGUGUCUAAACUCUCGUCCACUUUUCAACCUCUUAUCAUGGCCAUUCUUUCUAUCCAAUGGCUUGGAAACGAUAAUACCUUUUCACAUAUUUACUGCCAAUUUUUGGAAAAUUUAGUAUCGGCUCAUGCUGUAUACGUUUCUCCUGUGGCUAAAACACUCGUUCAAAGUCUCAAGCUAUAUCCACAACUCUUGCCAUCGCAACUCUUUGAUCGUAUUCAUACGGCUUUGGAACGUAUACUACAUCUUGUUCCCACUGGCCCUUCAUUUCUAUUAUCUAUUCUUACUGUAAACUUUCCUCAUAAAACCCAAGAUAUUGAGAUUCAGAUAUUCUAUGUCAAGAGUCUUUUGCGCAUUACAGAAUAUGCGCCUAUUCUUCGCAACCAGAUUAUUUCUGUGAUUGUUGAAGGUGUUGUGCAAGUAGAUGUAGCAAUUCAGAUUGAGAUUGAGGAACUGAACGAGGAGGAGCUAGAGGCCAUUCAAGAAACUGUGUUUUCCAUGGACGAUCUGGACGUAAACUCAUCAGCUGCUUCAUUUUCUCAAGGGUCGGAAAAUAACUUGUUGAAAAAAGAUGAAAACUAUGUUGAUCCUGCUGGAUAUGAGUCUGACGAAUCCAAUGCUUCUGAUGGGGUUGGCAUUAUUGUUGCUGAUAUCAAAAGCAUGGUUGAGAAACUGGAUGCCAUGCUAAGUCUGCUGUUUCAGUAUGUGACAGAUAUUCAUAUCAAAUCUAUGAAAGAUACGUUCAGCGAAUCCAAAGACAUCACCAAUCUUUUUUAUGCAUUCCUGGACAUAUUUGAUCGAGUCAUGAUUCCUACACAUCGACUACGAUGCACACAAUUCUUGCUAUUUUAUAUGAGUUCAUUCAACAAGACUUUUCCCAAUGAUUUUAUGGGUUUGCUAGUAUCGCGCCUGUUUCAAGUCGAGUCACCACUGGUGAUUCGCAUCUCAUCCGCAGCAUACUUGGGAAGUUACCUUUCUCGAGCCAAAUAUGUUGACAUUAGCUCUGUACGCACCUGUCUUGGACUGCUGAAUCAGUUUACUCAAUCUUAUCUUGACAACAACGAAUCCUCCAUGGGUCCUCGAAUCAAUGUUGAGCGAUUUGGCGUCUUGUAUUCUGCAGUUCAAGCCAUCCUUUAUGUGUUUUGUUUUCGAUGGAAAGAGUUGAUGCUUACUGGCAGCGAAGACAAGGUAUCUAUUCAUCACGGUCAGCUUCCACCUGAACUAAAAGACUUUCAACGUGUUUUGAUGUCGCGCUUUGCACCUUUGCGUGUCUGUUCCGAGACUAUUGUUCAAGAGUUUGCCAAGAUUAUGCAUGCGUUGGAUAUCAUGUACUGCUAUCCUUUAAUUGGAUUCACAUCAAGUGUUUCUUCAUUGCAAACAAAUCGCCUUGAUUCAUUUUUUCCAUUUGAUCCCAUCACUUUACCAAAAAGCAGAGGAUACAUUACUCCAUUGUAUCAAGACUGGGUUGGAAGCAAUGAGAUGGAAUCGGAUGAAGAGGAUGAU